AGCGUGGCCACAACCUUGCAGUUAUCUUAUCGUUUAAACGUGUUCACUGCUCCGUUUACAUGCUGCAUCUCCUUACGUUGUCACAUUGUCACACGCUUACCCCUCCGGCCUCUUCAUUUCUGCAUGUUUACACACCACACUGGUCCCAUAGUACACCACCAUCACUACCAUCACCACUGCCGCCAUACCUGGGACGAAGCAACAUGCAGGUUGCUGAACGUACCGUCCGCUUUGCAGUGGAGAACGUGAGGAUGGAUGGCGUGGAUGGCGGUGGGUCGGGAGGCGGCAAUGGUGGCUCGACCGCCAACGACCCUCUGGCCACUGUAAGCAGCGAGGGCGGCGGUGGCGGGGCCAGUGGUGGGGGAGCUACAGCCCUUCCUGCCGUGUCCACCGUCUACGUCACCAUACCCCAGGCAGGCACCAUCGUAUCCGGAACCUCCAAGAGUAUUCAGAGUGUCAUCCAGCAGCCAACACAGCCCAGUGUUAUUCAAAGCACAGCCUUGCAGACAGUGCAAAUUUCAAAAGGAAAUGUUAUUUUAUUGAAGCAGCCAUCACAACCAGCAAAUUCAGUGAUCCAGUCAGCUGGUGGAGGAGCUCUACAGACUGUUCAAGUUUUGGAAGCAGGUGAAGAUCAAGAAUCUUCACGUAAACGUCAAAUACUGGCUCGCCGACCUUCAUACCGAAAGAUUCUCAAUGAAUUAGGUGGAGGAGAGAUAUCAGACAAAGGUGACGCAGGCAGCUCGGAUUCCUCACAAGACGAACCGACUGCAACUGUGACCAUUGGGGGACAGCAGUAUCAGACAGCAGUUCUUCCUGCUAGUGGAUUACAGUUGGCAGGUCAAGGGAGUGACGGUCUCCAGACCCUUGCCAUGACUAAUGCGGCAACUGCCGGGGGGGCCAUCGUCCAUUAUGCCCAAGGCUCAGACCCACAGUUCAUUGUCCCAGUUGCAGCUGGGGACUUAAGUGGCUUGAAGAUAGCCACCAGCUCUAGCCAAGGUGUUGUAUUGGCAACAACUGCCUCCACAGGUGUUCAUGGGUCAUCAGACCAGAUGGCAGAGGAAGCAUCUCGGAAGCGAGAAAUCAGACUAAUGAAGAACAGAGAAGCAGCAAGAGAGUGUAGAGCCAAAAAGAAAGAAUAUAUUAAAUGUUUAGAAAACAGAGUGGCAGUGUUAGAAAACCAGAAUAAGGCAUUGAUUGAAGAAUUGAAGACUUUGAAGGCCCUGUAUUGCCAGAAUAGUUGAUGCCAAAGCAUAAGUGAAACUUAUCCACCUGAGCUGUGUCACAGGUUACCCUCUGCAGUGAUGAAGCUUGAGGUAGUCCUAUAGUCAAAGGAAGGCUUGAUAUAGUGAUGCCAUGAUGACAAAGCUCACCCAUAAGCUCAUGUCCAUCUGCUGGGAUUCUACAAGAGUUUCAGCUCACCAAGAUUGUUAAUGGUUUAUUUAAAUGUUAUUAUAUAACUUGGUCACCACAUCAUUGGUGGCAAACAAAGCUGCUGGCUGUGCUGAAUAAGUAUAAUGCAGGAUAAGUGUACUAUGUACAAAUAUCCUAGCUUAAGAGACUAACUUUCUGUGGUCAGAGCUAUGGUGCAGUACUGAGGAAUCCUUAUACACACCCACUGUUAAUUUCUGAAAAAAAAAAGCAGUAGAAGUAUGCUAUUGUGUGUUCAGAUGUUUCAUGCUGUUAGGUCAUGCAAGCUGAAAGGGGAGAGAGACUAGCUGCUGUAUUCAGAGAGUAGUGGUUGUGUUGGAGACUCCAGAAAGAGCACUCAUACUAGAAGUAAAGUCUUUGAAAGAUUUGUACUGCCAUUAAAGCAGAUUAGAGUAAGAGAAUCACUAUUUGUGAUAGCGUGACAUGAUGCUUUCAUCGUUAAUUGUCAUGUUUUGUGGUCAACUUCUGAGAAGCCUUGACCUGCCAGAGAAGUGUCCUUGUACUGAGCUAGCCUCAAGUUCUUGAGGAUAAUUGAGUACUGUUCCAGUGUCUUGACAACCAUAGUAGGAAGCUGCAAGUAAUCCGGAGAUGCCAGCUUUGUGAUUAAUUUUUCUUGCUGUUUAAUUGUUCAUUACCUUAUGAUUGUUAGGGACAGAUAUUGUACUGCUUCUCUUACCAUUGCUGGUCAUUUGGAUGUAUGAAUAUCAUUUACCAGAAUUGAAUUCAGUGUAAUUUGAAUUAAGUUUUGAGAGCAGCCAUUGAUAAUUUGUAUCUAAUUAUGAAGGCAGAGGUAAAGCCGACCUGCAGAACUGACAUGUCAUAAGGUAUUGUGUAAUCAAAUUAUCUUGUGUAUUUGGUAGACUUGUUAUCUGGUGUGUGUCUGUAAUUCUGACCAACUGGUAUAGCAGACUUUUACAAUAAUACACCCAGUGCAACUGGGCAUGAGUUUUAGAGAUGUCCUAAAUAAACACAAGUUAAUCACCUCUUAUGAGAAUUUGUUCUAUUUGAAAUGCUCUCAGUUGUAUAAUUUGAAUCUUGUACUGGAACUUGUUACAUACAUUGUGGAAAGAUCUGUAUCUUAAGAAAGUGUAACUAGUCAGUUUCUGCCAUCUUGAUUAGCUCUUCAUGCUUUAUGUUAGGGAUACUGAGAACUAUGAUGAUUUAUGUGUAUGAUGUGUAGUGAAGUGUCAGCUGAGAGAAAAUAAGAAAACUUGUUUAAAGAAAACUUAUUGUUGAAAUUCUUUGAUAAUUUUAAAUUUAGUUUUUGCUUUGUUAAAAACAGCAAAUAUUAUGUUUAGGAUAUUCCUAUGUUCAGUGUUCUGUAUUUUCAACAUUAAGAGAUGCUUUUUAUAUAAAAAAAAAAUUGCUUGCCCUCAAAAAAUAACUUUCAUGCUGUCAAAAGUAACAAAGGCAAUACCUGAAAAUGUAAACUUUUUUUUUACGAAAUUCUUCUGGGGUUUGUAGCUUCAUUUGUUAGUCCUGAAAAGUAUUGUAGUGAAUAGUGACCAAGUGAGCUUGCAAUUAAGCAAUUGUCACUUGCCUUAAUCAUAAAUGAUAAUUUCCUCCAUCAUAAAUGAUAAUUUCCUCCAUUCACUUUCAACCAGCUCUGUAAUUCCUGCAGUUAGUGUCCCUUUGUGCCAGAAUCAUUCCAGCAUUAUUUAAAGACUUCUCUUUGGAAUAUAUUAUCAAAACAAAAUGGGAAUAUAUUAUCAAAACAAAAUGGAAAGGCAAGCUUGUAUGCAUUCCUGACUUAGCUGCUUUUUUUUCCAUCACUGUUAAUUCAAUAGUAAUGUAAUGUGAAAUGCCUUAAACAUCUAAGAAUUCAUGCCUUAGAAUUUGAGAAGACACUUCUGAAACAGCUCAUACAGGACACUGAAAGAAGAAAUUUAAAAUAUAUAAAUUGAACAGAUUGUGUAAACAUCUGUUCCGUGUUGGCUGACAUUAGAAUUUUACAAAAUCUUGACCAUGUAUCACACAACAUGUUAUUUACAUUGUUAUUUACCAAAUUAUGAAAGUAGUUACUUUUAUUUCUCUCAGUUAGACCAUGGAUUAAUGUUGUGCUUCUUGAUGUGUCAAGACAAUAGGCAAGUCUCAUCUCAGGUGGUAAUCAAAUUUUCUUUCUUAAACCUAGUGCAAUGUUGUUUUUUGUGAGUGCACUCAAUAAAUGUGCUCUAAUGCCUGAGUCAUUGGCUGGAAUGUAUACUUGUCACAGAUUCCCUACUUGUACCUGUCUGAAAAGCAGUCCAUGGCAAAUGACCUUUUUACUUUUUUUCUAUUUUAAAAAGAUGAAUUGUGUAUUUUAAAAACUUGCACCCACAUUUUCAGAUCUUGAAAGUUUUGUGCUCCAUCUUUUGACAGUCAUUUUCCUAAAAGAAGCCAAUGCUAAUGGAGCAUGUGUAGGUGUUAUCAGACAUGCUAUUUGCUCAUAUCCUGUACUUUUAGAGUGCACUUUUAAGCAAAGGUGUUUAAAAAAUGAUUGUUAUCAGAUUGGCUUUAAUUUUGUGGAUAUCUGUAAAUAUACACCUGUGUUUGGAUAUGUUCCAAACAAGAGCCUACAAGAAUGUCAGAUAUGUAUUUUUGAAAACUAAACUGUUGUUGAAU
This is a messenger RNA of Scylla paramamosain (green mud crab), 4029 nucleotides long. RefSeq names its product cyclic AMP-dependent transcription factor ATF-1-like. Gene Ontology annotation, biological process: regulation of transcription by RNA polymerase II. Gene Ontology annotation, molecular function: RNA polymerase II cis-regulatory region sequence-specific DNA binding; DNA-binding transcription factor activity, RNA polymerase II-specific; protein binding. Bases 60 to 1241 code for a protein of 393 amino acids. The record is from RefSeq and is a predicted model, not a curated record. Gene Ontology annotation, cellular component: transcription regulator complex; nucleus. NCBI's taxonomy places the organism in Eukaryota, Metazoa, Arthropoda, Malacostraca, Decapoda, Portunidae. The transcript is spliced from 9 exons.